UGUAGAAAUGGGGCCAUGCAGCCCAUGACCUCACCAGUCCCUCACGCUACAAGGCUGUGGGUGUUGUGUUUGUGGCUCCAGCUCCCCCGGGGCCUGCUCUGGCCCCAGCUGCCCAGCUCCACCGUCUCCCAGGGGACCCGCUCUGCUGACACCGGACUCUUUCCUGGACGGUCCAGCCAUCUGGCCGACACUCGAUCCCAGCCCCACUUCCAGGCCAGCGUCUGCCGACCAGCCCGCUUGGGCCAGGGCCCCAAGACUCCCUGCUGAAGGACAAGGGGCCGUCUGUGCGGUCCCUGGGAGGGUGUGGUGAGGCCAGGGCUCUGCCAACACAGGCAGAAGCCUCGAGGACUGGGGACGGUGCUGGACCCUGCGACCCAGAGCCACCGCGGCUGAGGAGACAGCAUCAAGUGUCGGCGCUGCCCAGCCCUGGGCUCCCUGCACCCCACCCCUUCUCACCAUGGGGACCCUCAGCUGCGACCCCACUCCAAGGCAGACCCCGGCGCCCCUGGGUCGGCGCUGCACAGAGUGCCAGAUCCCAGAGACCGGCCUGAGGAAGACCUGCAGGAUGGCCACCUUGGAGAACGGGUCCGGGCCAGGCUUGUACGCCCUGCCAUCCACUGUCGGCUACAUCAACCACGACUGCACCAGGGUGGCCAGUCCUGCCUACUCCCUCCUCCGGAGGCCCAGCCAGGCAUGUCCACAGGACUCCAGCCCUGGGCCAGUCUACUUCCUGGACCCAAAAGUCACCCGGUUUGGCCGAAGCUGCGCUCCUGCCUACUCCAUGCAGGGCAGGGGCAAAUCUCGAGGUCUGGAGGUGACACCCGGCCCUGGGGCCUACAGCCCAGAGAAGGUGGCCCCCGUGCGCCAGCGGACCCCCCCGGCUUUCACCCUGGGCUCCCGCCUGCGUCCACCGCCCUUGGACACGUCAGCCCCUGCUCCCAAUGCCUACACUCUGCCAUCUCUCUGGGGUGCCCAGAUCUUCAUCAAGCCCAGUAGCCCCAGCUACACAGUGGUGGGCCGCACACCCCCUGCCCGCCCCCCACAGGACCCCACUGAGAUACCAGGCCCAGGCCAGUAUGAGAGCUCAGACCCCAAUGCCUACCGUCAGCGCCCGCCUGCCUUCACCAUGCUGGGGCGGCCCCGGGCCCCACAUCCCCUGGAGGAGACUCCUGGCCCUGGCACCCACAGCCCUGAGCGGGUCACUGUGACCAAAGCCAGAGCCCCGGCAUUCACCAUGGGCAUCCGACACUCCAAACGGGCCACCACCAUGGCCCCGGACACACCAGCACCCUUCCGCCUUUGGGGGGCAGAAUGCAGGCAUGCAGGCCAGUACCUGGGCUAAGCCUCACAUUUCCUACCCCCUGAAGUGGGGUGUGGGCAGGCCCCGCCUGGGCCUGGCUUUGGCCGGGGUGAGAUGGCUUAGAAAAGCUGGGGGGCGGGGGGAACCUCCUUCCUUCCACUUUUCUGAGCUGUCUGAGGUCCUUCUAGGCCACCUACGUCCUCCAGUCCCUGGGGCCUGUGACCCCGUGGCCCUGUGCAGGGUGAGCCUCCUUCCAGCGCCCCAGUUUCUUCUCUCCUGGUCAUGCCAGGCCAAGCAAGGCCAGGCAGAGAAAGAGACACCCUGGCUCUCCCCAGUGGCUGGCUGGAGACGGAGCUUCCUGUGUCCUAGAACUUGGUGUCCACACUGCUAGGACCCGGGUCCCCAACACAGCUCAGGUUUCUGCCAAAAUUGGGAUCUAAACUGUUUCUCAUGGAAGCACAGCUUCCUGCCCUGAUCCCAGCCCAAAAUCAGGCUGGAAGUAGUCCUGAUGCCCUCCCCUCCCCGCCCCCUCCUCUAGCUGUUUGCCAAUAAAUCUCUGUGGCAUCAAGAGCUGUCAGCAGCACACACGCACCCACGUUCAUUUUAACCCAGGGUCUAUUUACAUCACAGAAGAUCUGAAACACUGCUCUCAGCAUCCAGACCCCCAGCUCUGCAGCACCUUGGCGUCUGGAUGGGACCAGAGGAGGGAUCCAGAGCUGGGGGAAGCCCAGAGGUGGAGGCAGAGCUUGGAGUGGGGGGAGCCAGGUAGGCUUCUUGGAAGAGGGGACGUUGAAGCUGGGUUCUGAAGGAUACAUAGGAGUUUGAUAUAUUCUACAAUGUGCCAGAUGUUGAUAAAGAUCAUUUAAGCUUC
Molecule: messenger RNA, 2171 nt
Organism: Myotis davidii
Lineage: Eukaryota; Metazoa; Chordata; Mammalia; Chiroptera; Vespertilionidae
Gene: CIMAP1D
Product: outer dense fiber of sperm tails 3-like 2
Exons: 4
Coding region: 458-1342 (294 amino acids)
Cellular component (GO): cytoskeleton; cytoplasmic microtubule
Source: RefSeq, a predicted model, not a curated record